Durusdinium trenchii is the source of this 1235-nucleotide messenger RNA. The record is from the annotation of a GenBank genome assembly. NCBI's taxonomy places the organism in Eukaryota, Dinophyceae, Suessiales, Symbiodiniaceae.
ACGAAUUGAGAUUUAAUGCUUUGCUUUGUGAUUUGCACCCCCAAAAAGAUAUUGAGAUUUCUGAGACGACCAAGCAUCACUUGAGUGACCGGCAGCUGGCUUCCCACCUUCGACCUGGCUCAAGUGCGAAACCCUGGACCACGCGAAACGGAUCCGGUGGCCGAUCCAGUGGUUCACACCAUGCGGGCAGCCUCGGAUGCAAAGAAGCUGCUGAAGAUUCGCACCGGUGGCAUUUGCGUGAGCGAGAAUUCCGCGCCUGAAACCGUCGGAAUUACCUAUGAGCUUUGCAAUUCCUCUGACAUGAGCGUUUGCUGGGACACCGAGAAUAUGUCCUUUGGUGAUUAUCCCGUGGGUGGAGAGGAGUCCGCCUUGAGUAUUGCGGCGGUGCACAGCUAUCUGAAGGUCUCGGGCGCCGGAGGGGACGACGCCGAUGAUGGGGUCAACGAGGUGAAUGGCAUCUACGUCAUGACCAACAAUUCCUUUUCGCCUGAAUACUAUCAAUACCCGUUUGGAGACGGGCGCCUCAUGUAUGACGGGGGGAAAUGGAUUCUCUACAACAACGUGUACGGUUCCGAGAACCAUUACUACGAAGUGGAGUGUGAGAGUCUGAACAUCCCUGACAAGGGAUGGAAGCCCAUGGAAGGUUGGGAAGAGGAGAUGCAAAACCCGCCAACCAUCAGCAAGCAUGAGCUGAAGGAGGGGCAAGAUGUGAAACUUCGGAAGUUGCAUCCUGACAGUCAUAUCCCUGCUGCCCAGUACCCUGGAGCUCCAUGUCCUUUCAUGCAUGGUGACAUCUGCACCGUGGAACGUAUCGAAGGGCUCUUCUUUGCUCCUAAGAUCUCGCCUGAUCAGUGGAUUCCCUUGCGAGCAGCGAUCCCUGUGGAGGCCUUGCCGGAAGACGAACAGGAGGGGGAUCGCCUUGAGAAGCGCGCGCCCAAGGCCAAGGCCAAGCCGGCGGGCAAGGCGAAGGCGAAGGCGAAGGCGGUCGCCGCGGUCGCAAAGGCGGGGGAGGAAAGAGAUGAGAUUCUCAGUGUGCUGAAGAGCCUGGUGCAGAAGGUGGAGAACUUGGAGACUGAGGUGAAGAAGCUGCAGAAAUGAGGCAGCUCAGAUCAUUGGAGUUUCAACCUUGGCGCAGUUUCCCAAAGGGAACAGGAAUGACAUGCUGUACGUCACUGGUGACCCUGGAGAAAGUCAAUUCCAAGGUCCGCAGACGAGAGAACUCAGGCAAAAGGAUG